Messenger RNA from Aspergillus homomorphus CBS 101889, 639 nucleotides. RefSeq lists its product as uncharacterized. The record is from RefSeq and is a predicted model, not a curated record. The transcript has 3 exons. Lineage: Eukaryota; Fungi; Ascomycota; Eurotiomycetes; Eurotiales; Aspergillaceae. The coding region runs from base 1 to 639 and encodes 212 amino acids.
AUGCCAUCAGCCAAGCUACCCAAUAAGACUGACCAAGAUGUGGGGGAUCGGAUCCCCAAGCUCCCGCGGCCGUGGACCGAGACCAUCUCGCCCCUCGAUAGCACGAACCUGGGAGUAGCGCUCGUGGCAUUCUGCCAGAAAAGCGCGGUGGAUCCAGAGCAUUUCCGCUGGGUGCUGCAGCCGGAUUCCAGAGGGAUAGAUCCCGCCUUCGGGGCGCGGACCCUCCGUACACGGUCCAGCGUUGUAUCCAGCGAGAGCCCGGUGGUCCAUAUGUGCGUGCCGGCUACGCACCUGCAGGCGCUGGGUUGGGCGCUGGCGAAGGACGAGGUGGACAAGGUGAAGGUCCUGACUGCGUGCGGCAUCGAGCCUCUGACGCCGGUCUUCCAGGGAUCCAUGCUGCUAGGGACGGCGAUCCUCGCCGAGGCGAAGAAUGUGAUCCGGUGCCUGUACCAGCUCUACAGACGAAGCCCGGAGACGAAGGCGCAUUUGACUGGGUUGAAGAACUUGACUGGGCGGGUUGUCUAUCGCCCGUUGGGUCUGGCGGCGGCCAUGAAGAACAGAGGCUUGAUGGAUCUUCUCCUGAAGCUGCAGGGUGGCCUCAGCGAGAGGAAGGAUUGGGUGACAGACCCUCUCUCGUAG